AUGAUUUUUUCUGUUCUAGGUUCCAACCGAUACCAGGGCUGGGCUAAUUUCAUAAUUCGUAUCUUUCGCGUAUUUUUUGGCAUUUUGUUUUUUAUUUUUAGAUUUCGCUCAGCAACGAUAUUUUGGUUGUCGAUACUCUGGGGUGAUCCUAUUUUAUAAUAUUCGCUCCUUCGUAUCAGAAGGAGGGAAUUUUUAAGAUUUCUUGUAACAGUGUUUAAUUUUGUCCUCGUGUUUUUUUUCAAUUUUCGUAUAAUUAAAUAAAUAAACUGAACUCUCUUAAAUUUCUUUUUUGGUUAUUUUUGUUUGACAUUAAAUUUGUCGCUAUUUAUCUUUUAAAUUUUCCAUGUCUUUUUUUAAAUUAUUUUUUUAAUAAUAUUUAAAGAUUUUCUAUUAAAAUUUAAAAAAAAGAAAUGCCAACUCAAAAAUCUGUUCGUUUUGAUUUAAACGAAUUACAGGCACAAAUUAGUGAAGACAAAGGCAAAAUGUUCUUUUUAAAACGUAUUUUUUU
This is a messenger RNA of Meloidogyne enterolobii, 508 nucleotides long. The record is from the annotation of a GenBank genome assembly. Lineage: Eukaryota; Metazoa; Nematoda; Chromadorea; Rhabditida; Meloidogynidae.